GUGACAGAUCGUGAGGCGCUCUCUGAUAACUGCGUGCGGCACGGUUAUCACUGGAAACAGGAACUAUGUUUUUCUUCCUGCCGUUCACAGUUUCUCUUCGGAGCUAUAACACUGUGACACGCAAUCUUUGGAAGAGGGAAAAAUAAGAUGGCAGGUGCCAAAUCAGCAUUGGUGUUGUGCAUGGAUGUUGGGUUCUCCAUGUCCAACUCUGCCCCGGGUGAAGAGCCUCCCUUUGAACUUGCCAAAAAAGUCAUCCAGAAGUUUGUCCAGCGCCAGGUUUUUGCAGAGACCAAGGAUGAACUGGCUUUAGUUCUGUUUGGCACAGACUCCACCAAAAACUCCCUGGAGCAGGAUGGCCAGUAUCAGAACAUCACCGUGCAUCGUCACCUUAAGAUGGCUGAUUUCGAGCUUCUGGAGGAAAUAGAGAAUCAGAUUCAUCCAGAGAGUCAGCAGGCUGAUUGGCUGGAUGCUCUUGUUGUGUGCAUGGACCUCCUUAAGACAGAAACAGAGGGAAAGAAGUGUGAUCGUCUCAACAUUGCGCUCCUGACUGACCUCAACAAGCAGGCCAACUCAGAGCAGCUGGAUGUUAUUGUUGAAAACCUGAAACAAGCUGGCAUCACCCUGCAGUUUUUUUUGCCUUUCCCUGCGGACGAAGAUGAAGAGGAUGAAGGAGAUGCUGACAGUCGCCCAGGCACGGGCAAAGGUCUGUCCAGGGAACAGGAGAUUGGCCUGAACAUGGUGAAACACAUCAUGCUAAGCUUGGAUGAAGAGGACGGCCUGGAUCAAAUUUACUCCUUUAGGAAAGCAAUCGAGCAGCUGUGCAUGUUCAAGCGUGUCGAGAGGAGACCCAUGGCUUGGCCCUGUCAGCUGACCAUCGGCAGCUGUCUGCCCAUCCGUAUUGUUGGAUACAAAGCAGUGACAGAAGAGAAACUGAAGAAAACAUGGUCUACAGUUGACGCUCAAACCUACCAGAAAGACGACGUGAAGAGAGAGACAGUCUACUGUCUGGAUGAUGACGAUGAGACAGAGGUGCAGAAGGAUGACACUAUCCAAGGUUUUCGUUAUGGGAGCGAUAUUGUUCCUUUCUCCAAAGUAGAUCAAGACCAGAUGAAAUACAAGCACGAUGGGAAGUGCGUUGCUGUUCUCGGCUUCUGCAAACAGAACAUGGUACAUCGCCAUCACUUCAUGGGGACUCAAGUCAUCAAGAUGUUUUCUGCCAAAGAUGAUGAGCAUGCCGGAGUCGCGCUGUCCGCUCUCAUCCGAGCGCUAGAUGAACUCGACAUGGUGGCCAUUGUACGUUAUGCCUACGACCGGCGCAGCAACCCUCAAGUCGGAGCAGCUUUCCCGUGCAUCAAGCAGGACUAUGAGUGUCUGAUGUACGUUCAGCUGCCCUUCAUGGAAGACCUCAGACUGUUUGCAUUUCCAUCUCUUGAAAACAACAAAAAGUUCACUCCGUCAGACACCCAGCUGUCUGCUGUGGACUCUCUCAUUGACUCCAUGAUGUUGGUGGAGGGGGAUGAUGAUAAUAAUAAGCUAAAGGACAUGUUCAAGGUCCACAACAUUCCCAACCCUGCCUUCCAGAGGCACUUCCAGUGUCUGCAUCAUCGGGCUGUAAGCCCCGGCACUCCUCUUCCGCCCAUGGAGCCAUGGCUGAAGGCUGCUCUUGAGCGCCCUGACGUCAUUAAUGAACGUUGCCAGGCUCCACUCGAGGAGAUGAAGAAGAAGUUUCCUCUCACAGAAGUGGAGAAGAAGAAGAAGCUCAAGACUAGUGCUCAGAUUUUUGGCAAAGACUCCGAGGAGCCAGAUGCCAAGAAGGCAAAAGGGAAUGAAGAAGAGGAGGAGUAUAGGCUGGCUGACAUCGCCGAAGGCUCUGUUACUUCGGUGGGAAGCGUGGAUCCUGCCAGAGACUUCCGGACUCUAAUCAAGAAGAAGAGUCUUCCAUUCGGAGAGGUCUGUCAGCAACUUACUCACAGGAUAGAGCAGUUGCUUAGCAACAAGAACACACACUACUACAUGAAGAGCAUCACCUGCAUCCAGGCGUUUAGAGAGCAGUCUGUUAAGCUGGGGGAUGCCAAUCUGUACAAUGGCUACCUGCAGUCCCUGAAGACAAGCAUCCCGAACAGAGGGCUGGAGGUCUUCUGGGACCUGCUUGUUCAAGAUGCCAUAACUCUGAUUAGCAAGGACGAGGUUGAAGGAAGCACUGUAUCCAAAAACGAAGCAACUCAGUUUCUGGUUACUGAGGAGAAGAAAGAGGAGGCAGCUGCACCUCCCGCUGAAGAUACUGGAGAUGUUGAUGACUUGCUGGACAUGAUGUGAGAAAGGCAGUGAACAUGCAGAGAAACAAGAAGAAUGCAUCAUUCAGCUCGACCAGACCAACCCAGUUCAGCCGUCCAUUGUUCUGCCUCCCAUUGUUCUGCCUCCCACUUGUUGACCCCUGAUACACAUAACUUGAUACUGAGAGAGUGCAUACAGUAGACACCGCACAGAGGAGUGUUUGGCUAAGCUAAUGUUUACACCACUGUCACAAAAACUUUUCCAAGUACUGUUUGUUGAGGGCUUUAGAUGUGUUUUGUCUUAAAAUGUCCAAAUGAUUGUAAUUAUAAAUGAAUAUCUCGUUCUCAUUCCAUGCUAAUUUUCAGUAAUGGUGGAUACAGUGAGUGUUUUAAAUCUCAAGAUUGGUGUACGGGUCCUUAGUGACUUUACAGAAGACAGUACUGCCUUGUCCAACAAACCGCAGGUUUAUUAUCUUAAAGCUUAAUGGUUGAUAACUGCUCGACUUGUACUUUGUUUUUGAAUGACAAAACAUUAAACAUGAAAACAGUUUACCUGACAAAUGUA
Cottoperca gobio is the source of this 2838-nucleotide messenger RNA. RefSeq names its product X-ray repair complementing defective repair in Chinese hamster cells 5. Gene Ontology annotation, cellular component: Ku70:Ku80 complex; nucleus. NCBI's taxonomy places the organism in Eukaryota, Metazoa, Chordata, Actinopteri, Perciformes, Bovichtidae. Bases 148 to 2316 code for a protein of 722 amino acids. The record is from RefSeq and is a predicted model, not a curated record. The transcript has 21 exons. Gene Ontology annotation, biological process: telomere maintenance; DNA recombination; double-strand break repair via nonhomologous end joining. Gene Ontology annotation, molecular function: DNA helicase activity; damaged DNA binding; double-stranded DNA binding.